Mucor mucedo is the source of this 3420-nucleotide messenger RNA. RefSeq lists its product as uncharacterized. Lineage: Eukaryota; Fungi; Mucoromycota; Mucoromycetes; Mucorales; Mucoraceae. Gene Ontology annotation, biological process: phosphorelay signal transduction system. The transcript is spliced from 3 exons. Bases 31 to 3105 code for a protein of 1024 amino acids. The record is from RefSeq and is a predicted model, not a curated record.
CUUUGUAUUAAUUAAGCCAAUUCAGUCAGGAUGGAAGGAGAAGGGAACGACACAAGUAGUUUACGAAGCGCGUUUAUAAAGGGUUUACCCAGCUUCUCUUUACCACCUAACCUCAAUAGUAAACUUGUAGCGAACAAGAAAAAAAACCAAUUGAAUCGACCUAGACUUUCGAAUCUACGUUCAGCAUGGUUAUCGACACAAAGCAUUGAAGAAGAUGUGUUUAGUGAAGAUAAAUUGAUUGAUAUAACCUUACCACCCGUCAAUAAAGAGAGUGGUGUCUUGGCAGAGGAGAUUCAAUACUCCAUGACGCUAGCAACCUGUGUUUGUCUAUCCACACCCAUCUUGGCUAGCGUAUUGUCUCCCACUCUUUACCUCCAUUCGUUACUCAUCGCUGCAUGGGUCUCCUUACUGGCUUGGCAAAAUUUGAUUCGUAUCGGCAGGUCCGAUCCUCUUUUACAACAUAAACAGUUAAAAGUCGGCCUGCUUUCUUCACUUUUCAUGCUAUUUUCUCUUUCCGUUCACCAACCAUCACUCUCUCUCAUCACUGUCAAUGCUUUGGGUACAAUCUUGUAUCUCUUGGCCUUUCGUCUUUUGACAGUACAAAAAAGAGUCGUCCAACAACUCGAGGGAGAUCAUGUCCGAUAUCAAACUGUCAUUGACGACGCCUUGACCGCUUAUUACGACCGUCGACACAUGUUCUUAACCACCGUAUCACAAGAGAUUAGAGACGCUUCACUCAUGGUCAUUGCUACUCUGGAACAAUUCUCUCCUACUUCCAUCUUAUCCAACUCCCAUGAAUUAUUAAGCGCAUGUUCUAUCGCCGUCCCCAUCACCAGUAUCACUGCCAUCAACACCACCAUCAAGGGUGCGUGUCAUAUCAGUUCUCAUCUCAACCUCAUCUCUCGCAUGUUACGAGAGGCCAACACAAAAACACCUCUUACGGAAGAAGAAAAAGUCAGAUCCACUGUCAAACAAGAUUUCGAUGUGAGCGAGUUGAUUCAAAAUGUUGGUGAUGCCUUGGCUGGUAUGGCUUCCAAGUUGGGAGUUCAUUUCGUGAUUUAUCAUACAGAUAAUGGCCUUUAUUACUCCAAUGUCAUUGGUGAUCAAGAUGCGAUUAAACAUGCCCUGAUCAAUUUGUUGCGAAAUAUCCUGGAAGGAUGUACUCCUGGAGCUUGUAUUGAACUAGGGUUAUACAUUGCCAUCAUUCCAGACACACCACGAGUCAGAGUGACUUUUGAUAUUAUCCAAACCGCCUCUCCUGCUAUCCCCGUCGGUGUCUCUGGUGCUAUCAUCCCUAACGCCAAUUUCACGGCCCAACUCUUGAGCUACAUCGGUGGUGUCAUGAACCUAGAAGAUCUCGGUAAAAAUCGUACUCGUGUUGAAGUCUCGAUCGAAUUACUCCCCGGUUGCAAUAUCGAUCAACGUUUGCUCUUGAUUGAAAAGCCUUCACAAAUCCUAGAGAAACAGUUCUCGAAUAUUCGUUUCUCCAAUGAACCCACACUAGAAGAUUUAUCUGGAUUUAUCACUCAAUUAAAGGGUGUCAAAAUGAUUUUACAUGCACACGAAAAGAGUAUAUUCGCUAAACAUUUAACUAGUUGUUUAACCAGUUGGAAUACGGAUAUCAGUCAUGUACCCGUACUGGGCUUUGCUGAAAUGGAUGACGGUGAAUCUUCCACUGCAGGUUCUGAAAGUUCGAUUUCUACAGUAGCUUCCACUGACACUGCUAUUCAUUCGAUUCUUUCUCCCAACUCCAAUCGAUCCUCCUCCAGUAAAGUUCCUUCUCCCGCUAUUGAAGAGGACCAUAUUCAUUCUAUCCCACCUGCUUUCAUCCUCAUUGACGAUGAUAUCUUGACCUUGGAAAAGAAAGUACGCGAAUUCAGAGAUCAACCCAUGGUGCCUCCCACUCCCGCUACCAACAAUCCUCCACGUCGCCAUCGACGCUCCAAAUCACGUCAAGGCGAAGUCAUCCAAGGUACAGUGGCUAUCGUCUUUUUCACUUGUCUUUCCAACUACAAACGCGUACGUGAUAUCGUGCAUUGGGUUUCCACUCUGGAUUUACCCCCUACCAUGCCUCGUGUCGUCGUCGUUCCCAAACCAGCGGGUCCUCGUCGUUUCUUAACCGCGCUUCAUACCGCUUGGAAUAACGCCAUUGUCGAACCUCAAUUUAUACCCAUUGCAACUUCGCCUCUCAGUCCAUUUAUUAACCUCCAUGUCGGUUCUCCUUCUAUUCCUGAUACGAACUCCGCAGGUUCCAUCACGCCCAAUGGGUUGGGUCCACCUACAGCCUCUGGCUCCAUGGCAGCCACCGCCGUCGCCGGCGGCGCCACAGGAACAGGAACCACCACUGUCAAUAGUUUGAUGACACCCCAUGACCCUACACGAUUCUCUCCAGGCCGUCGUAACAAUAUUCGAGUGAGUUCUCCUUUGGGAAUGGAAGUAGAAAAAGGAAAUUACUUUUUUGAUCCUGUGACACCUAGUGCACGUACCUCACCUGCUACCCCUUUACAGCAGCAACAACAACAACCUGUGGGUACACCCAAUGAAAUGAAACGUCGUAUGCGAUCGCAUAGUAACACCUUUGCUGUCCCCAUGGCCAGACGUGGUAUGUUGGAUAUGAGUCAAGCUUCGCCUGUUAAACCCUUGGAUGGCCUAGAACCUUUAUCGGAUCCUUCACAAAUGUCACCUGUGACAAAUGUACAGGCUCCCUCACCUGUUUCCUUGACGCCUGCGACGAUGCCUAUGACGGGUACGACGAUGGAUGGGAAAGGAGAAGAAAAACUGGAGUUGAAAGCACCGGUUGCUGUGAAACCCAAACAGAAACUUGCAUUUAUCAUUAGUAACCGUAAAAGGAAAGAAAAGAGCAAGAAGUCAGAUAAACCCAGUCCUCCUAUUACUGUAUUGAUUGUUGAAGAUAAUAUGAUUAAUCAGGCCAUUUUGUCAACAUGGAUGAAGAAGCACAAGAUUAAAUUCUCUGUUGCAUGCGAUGGAAAAGAAGCGGUUGAAAAAUGGAAAGGAGGUGGAUUUCAUCUCAUUCUGGUAAGUCUGCAUUUUGUUGUUGUUCAUGUUCGACUACUAACACAUAUAUUUUUUUGGUGGGGAGGAUAGAUGGAUAUUCAAUUGCCCGUGAUGAACGGUAUCGAUGCAACCAAAAUGAUUCGUGAUAUCGAAAAGGAGAGAAAGAUCGGUGUUUUACCUACCAACCAAAAGCAAAAGAAAAUGACACCUAUCGACACAAAAACCUCGUUUCAAUCACCCGUGAUUAUUGUCGCCUUGACUGCUUCUUCACUCGAGUCGGAUCGUCAAGCCGCGCUAGCCGCUGGCUGUAAUGAUUUCCUCACCAAACCCGUCAGUCUCGAAUGGCUCGAAAAGAAGAUCACUGAAUGGGGUUGCAUGCAGGCCUUGAUUGAUUUCGAAGGUUGG